AGAAACCCCGAUCCCCUCACCCACGCUCCCAUCCCAUGCAUCAUCGCCAUGCCAUCCAUGGAUUCCUCCCGUGCGGCGUCUCCCAACCCAAGUUCCUAACCCCACCCACACCCACACCCACACCCAGCAACCCCAAUUCCUUCCUCUCCCACCAACGCAACCACAUAUUCCAUCGUCGCCGUCACCUUGACGGCUAGACGCAGGUAGAGACCGACCGGCCCCAUAUAUACCAUACGUGACUGGGCAACAUCGUAUCCGGCCGUGGAAAGGGGAAGCCUAGCCUAGCUGCGAGGAGUGAGGUCGGUACCGGCUUAGCUAGCAGCAAUCUGCAGGUGAAUUGGGCACUAGCAGCAGCAGCAGCAGCAUCAAUCAAGUGAGGAUUUCGCAAUGCGGCCGGCCGUGACGCACGACGACCUGUCCCUCCGCAAGGCGCAGGAGCGCCGGGCGGGGCGCUCCGGCAGCCAGAUCGCCGUCGCCCUCGUCGCGCUCUCCGUGCUCUGCGGCCUCGUCAGCUUCAUCCUCUGCCUCGCCGCCGAGGGCUCGCGCUCCGAGGUGUCCAACUACCUGAUGACCGUGGCCGGGAGCGGGGCGCAGGUGGAGCUGUGCUUCUACAACGGCAGCGGCCGCUCGGCGCUCGCCUUCUCCAUCGGCGCCUUCCUGCUGCUGGCCGUCGCCAUGUUCGCCGUGCACGCCUACAUGCUGCUCGCCGUCGCUUCGCCGGACUCCGCCGCCGCUGGCCUCGCCGUCGCCGAGGACCACCCCCGCGUGUCCUCCGCCACCAACACCCUCACCUGGCAAACCUGCUGCCUCUUCUUCGUCACGUGGAUUUGCUUCGGGCUCGCGGAGGUGCUGCUCAUGAUCGGGAUCGGGGUGGAGUCCGGCCACGUCAGCGACUGGCGGAGGCCGCGGCAGGUGUGCCACCGGGUGCGCCCGGGGAUGUUCGCGGCGGCGGGGAUACUGGGGCUCAUCACCGUCGUCGUUGGCUUCGUCGUCUACGUGACCGCGGUGCACACGCAGAAGCUGCUGAGGCAGCACGGCGGCGGCCACUACCCGCCGCACCCCGGCAGCGCCCCGUACCCCAGCGUCCAGCAGCACCACCUGCAGCCGCCCGUGUCGUACCCACCAUACCCGGCCCCGCACCCACACCCUCAUCCGGCGCCGAAUGCGCCGGAGAUCACAGCGGCCGCGUGCCAGGUGCAGUCCAGCAACGCGUGGUGCAUCACCAAGGACAAGGAGUACACCGAUGUUUGAAUGCCUGAGCCGAGACGAUGCACGUAAAAUUCCUUUUCGUUUUCGAACAAUUGCUUGCUGAUUUCAAUUGGAUUAUUAUUUGCUGAUAUGUAAAACAAUUUGUUUGUACAAGGACAAUAUAAAUGUUUUAACUUGUUA
Molecule: messenger RNA, 1389 nt
Organism: Triticum dicoccoides
Lineage: Eukaryota; Viridiplantae; Streptophyta; Magnoliopsida; Poales; Poaceae
Exons: 3
Coding region: 388-1251 (287 amino acids)
Source: RefSeq, a predicted model, not a curated record